GAUGGAUCAGAUGGUCCAGAUGGUUUUGAUGGAUCAGAUGGUUCUGAUGGUCCAGAUGGUCCAGAUGGACCAGGUGGACCAGAUGGUUCUGAUGGUCCAGAUGGUUCUGAUGGAACAGAUGGUGCAGAUGGUUUUGAUGGAUCAGAUGGUGCAGAUGGUUCUGAUGGUCCAGGUGGACCAGAUGGUUCUGAUGGACCAGACGGUUCUGAUGGUUCAGAUGGAUCAGAUGGUUAUGAUGGUCCAGUGGAUCAGAUGGUUCUGAUGGAACAGAUGAUGCAGAUGGUUCUGAUGGUCCAGGUGGACCAGACGGUUCUGAUGGUUCAGAUGGAUCAGAUGGUUAUGAUGGUCCAGAUGGAUCAGAUGGAUCUGAUGGAACAGAUGGUGCAGAUGGUUCUGAUGGUCCAGGUGGACCAGACGGUUCUGAUGGUUCAGAUGGAUCAGAUGGUCAAGAUGGAUCAGAUGGUUCUGAUGGAACAGAUGGUGCAGAUGGUUCUGAUGGUCCAGGUGGACCAGACGGUUCUGAUGGUUCUGAUGGUUCAGAUGGAUCAGAUGGUUAUGAUGGUCCAGAUGGAUCAGAUGGUUCUGAUGGAACAGAUGGUGCAGAUGGUUCUGAUGGUCCAGGUGGACCAGACGGUUCUGAUGGUUCAGAUGGAUCAGAUGGUCCAGAUGGAUCAGAUGGUUCUGAUGGAACAGAUGGUGCAGAUGGUUCUGAUGGUGCUGAUGGAUCAGAUGGUGCAGAUGGUCCUGAUGGAUCAGAUGGUUCUGAUGGAUCAGAUGGUGCAGGUGGUUCUGAUGGUCCAGACGGUUCUGAUGGUUCAGAUGGUGAUGAUAGUCCAGAUGGAUCAGAUGGUUCUGAUGGGCCUGAUGGAUCAGAUGGUGCAGAUAGUUCUGAUGGUCCAGAUGGAUCAGAUGGUCCUGAUGGUUAAGAUGGUUCUGAUGGUCCUGAUGGAUCAGAUGGUCCUGAUGGUUAAGAUGGUUCUGAUGGUCCUGAUGGAUCAGAUGGAUCAGAUGGUUCUGAUGGUCCAGAUGUCCCUGAUGGUUCUGAUGGUCCAGAUCAAGAGCUCAUUGAUCAACACAGGAGACGACUUCACCUUCCCUCUGACCUCAGCGGCGAGGUGGGCGGGGCCACGGCACCGUCGUCAUGAAGGGACCAGUGUAGUCUCUCACACCGAUGCACGACCACAGACCAGCUGCGACAUCACCACGGACGCGCCUGGCUGCGGCCGACUCCUGGUGAUGAUGUCAGCUGACCGAUGGGCUCGUGUCACAGUUGCCGUGGAAACACAGUCUGUGACCUCACUGUGGCGUCUGGUCCGGACCCCAGGGCUCUGCAGUGUGGGCGGGGUCUCCUACAGGGGCCAGGACGAGGCCGUGAUUGACUUUUAUAUGAAUAAUCAAAUCCUCACAGAAAAGAUGAUUGAAAUCUCUGCAUGGAGACCCCCAAACUGAGACUUCAGGAGACGUCAGUGCUGCUCAAUGUGUCUGUUGUUUGUCUGUGAUGCCGUCAGGUCUUACCAACUCACCGUUAAACUGUUGCGAUAAAAAACGCUUUUCGCGUGAUGAGCGAGUAGGUGACGCACCGACUUGAUGCCGGGACGCGACAAGAAGGCGUGAACGUUCACGUCUUUGUGUCGCCCGCUCAAGUUGAAACAUCUGAACUUGAGUGAAAUCUCCGCGUGACGCGCAGUCAACGUUGAGAUCGUCCCUGCUUCAGACGGAGCAUCGAACCUUCGUCUCUGACAGUGAGCAGAACGACACGUGCUGAUAUUUGUGUCGCGACCGGGGGAAGGAGAGGAGCAUGACAGGAAGUGACGAGGAAGUUGGACGCUAGCUUUAGGCCCAGUUCGCUCAGCUCCAGCGAAUGACGCGCCUUUUCUGUUGCCCGACGUCAGUGACGUCUUUACCUUCACUUUGUACGUAAUCUACUCGCGCUAAAAGUUUGCGUCGCGUCCGGCGUGAUGUUCCCGCGAGACCUUAAAACACGGAAGCAGCCGCGCGGGAAAACGAGUGACUGCGAAAUGUGACACUGAAUCUGAGUGAUGAACUCAAGAGCAUCAAUUCAUAUCCUGACAAUUUACGUCGACGUUAUAUAUUUUCAUACUUUUAAUAAUCCAGAGAAGAGAGAACAGCGUGUGGAGGUCCAGGUGUGUGUGUGUGUGUGUGUGUGUGUGCGUG
Scophthalmus maximus (turbot) is the source of this 2175-nucleotide messenger RNA. RefSeq lists its product as uncharacterized. Bases 253 to 1449 code for a protein of 398 amino acids. The transcript is spliced from 3 exons. The record is from RefSeq and is a predicted model, not a curated record. NCBI's taxonomy places the organism in Eukaryota, Metazoa, Chordata, Actinopteri, Pleuronectiformes, Scophthalmidae.